AUGGGCAAACGACAAUUCAAAUCGCAGGCUUCUAGCACUCGUGCUUCAACUGCCACUGGCGCCGGCUUCGGGUUUGGCUUUACCACAAAAGCCACCAGAUUAUCAUACCUUACAGAACCAUCAGACCUCUCUUCCAUCAGUGAUGCAAAUGUCAUUCUAUCAUUCAAGAAUCUUUCGAAGAAAGACGCUACAACAAAGUCGAAAGCUCUAGAGGAUCUGCGAACGUUCGUUCAGAAUCAGCCAAACGAACAAGGAGGCACUGAAGAAGCAAUUUUAGAAGCAUGGGUCGACGUCUAUCCUAGAAUUUCCAUAGAUAAUGCACGUCGUGUUCGCGAGCUAUCUCACAGCAUACAGUAUGAGCUUCUAAAAUCAGCCCGGAAAAGAAUGGAAAGAUAUAUACCCAAAGUCGUAGGAAGCUGGCUGGCAGGAACCUAUGAUAGAGACCGAGCAGUGGCACGAUCAGCAAUGGAUGGUCUAACAUCUUUCCUCGAUACGGAUGCUAAAAUGAAUCUGUUUUGGAAGCGUUGCCAGAAUGAGAUCCUCGACUACGCCGAAGAAGCCUUGAAUGAGACUCCUAUUACUUUAAGUGACGAAAGAUCCGUCCCGAUAGAAGAAGCAAACGAAAAGUACUUCCGUGUGAAUAGCGCCAGUGUAUCUCUUCUCGCCAAUCUGCUAGCCAAGCUAGGUGAUGAUGAUAUGCUUAAGCAUCAAGAUAGGUACGAAAAGGUUAUUUUCGGGAACAAAAAACUAUGGACGCUGGCAUCAUGCGAAGAUGCUCCCGCAAGAAAAAGUACCGAUAAAUUACUCGUACUAUGCCUAGAGAAGCAGACUGAACUGGUUGAGAACAACCUUGAGACUAUCAGUCGUGCAUUCAUAUCUGAGGCAUUGAGAUCUCCUCAAUUAACAUCUGCUUUGCAACUAUUGCAGACUUUGCACCAGCUAACCAAGCAAUUUCCUCAAGUAUGGACUUCUGCAUAUAAGGCUAAACGAUCUACUGCUACAAGCGACCUGAUAUCUUUUGUUCAAAAAGGCUCACAAGGCUCUUCCCCUGCUUAUUGGCAAACAUUGCGAGCUCUUGUGGCAAUUCUACCAAUAGAUGUUCUGCCUCAAAACCCCAAUUCUAUCCUGGAGUUUUUGGGGGUAUUUCGCAAGAGUAUCAACCAGAGGGAGGAGAGCAGGGCCAACUCUUCAGAAGCAUGGCUCGCUUACGGAGAAACAUCCAACAUUUGUAUCGUAAACCUGUCAAGUUCUCAGCAAGCGGAGAUUGUACAGAAAUCUACAUAUCCCAUGUUUGAGCAUUAUUUACAUCCAUCUCCAGAAACUUCCGAAUGGCUCAUCAGAAACAAUACACCAUCUUCAACUAUAUCUGCUUUUAUCUCUAGCUUAGGGAAGAACUCCAAUCUACAAAGUUCUCUCGCCGAAGAAUGGCAAAAGCUCGCCCAAAAUUUUAUUACAAGAAUUCAAACAUCAAUGCCAGAGCAAUCAAAAGAGUAUUCAUCUUCUCAAGAUGCUGUCAUGGCUGAAGGCCACCGGUGGUUUUCACUUCUGUCUGACGUCUUCAAAUUAAAGGAUCUUACAGCUGAUGAAAACCCACUCCUUCAACCUUCGAGCAAUAUCAUAGAUAGUACUCUCCAAGUAAUUAUCAACAGGAACGGGAAACCCUACUCGGCUGGGGCAGUAUUAGAAUCAGCGCUGAGAUACUCUCCGCAGCUAAUGGAAGCCUCCCCCACAGUCUUGGAAGCCGUCAAAUCGUUCAUGGAAACCCAUCUUCCUAAAUUUCUUUUGUCGCCAUCAUCUUCAUACUUAAUCUCAGCUUUAGACCAACUUCGUUUAAUUUCUGGGCAGCAAGACUCUUACAAGAGUAUCUGGCAGACGGCUAUUGAUGCUCUGUUAUCGACCCCCAGGAAUUCACAGCGACAGAAAACCAUCACAGCUCUGAUAUCUUCAAAUGAGAUUUCGGAUUUGGUCCGUGAUGACCAAGCUCUCCAAGAUAUUCUCCUUGAGACUUCCCGUGAUGUGGUCGAUGGCAAUAAUGAGGAGUGGGCACUGUUCGAAGCGGCGGUAAUUUUUAAUGGGUUCUCCAAAUCAACAGAAAAGUUAUUGCUUCAAAGCCUAAUCUCUUUACUAAAUGCUUCUAACCCCAAUGUAAAUCUUGUAUUUCAGGCACUUGAAUUACUAUCCAAAAGACAACCUGAAGCUAUUCGAGACGGAGACGCGCACGUAGAUUUAAUCACGAAACUUUUGGCAUUGACAGAACUCUCAGAUUCUGAGCUUGGCAAACGGGCUAUGAAUUUACGAUCAGUAGUCGACAAUGAAAGUGGUGUCACUACUUCUUCUGUAGUUCAUAUACUCAAAGAAAAUCUGGAAAACGCAAGUCCUCAAUCACUGACUAUCGAUACACUUGUUCAACAGGCCGAAGCGGUUAUCAGCACCUUGGAUGAUAGUUCGCAUCAUCCCGAACUCUUUCCAAGUGCAACUAAAUGGUCUGAAGCUUUAGCCCCUCUGUUGGAUCAAGCACCAAAUCCUACUUUAGGAGUGAUGAGACCAUUCGCAGGAGCUGUAUUUUUAGCGCACGCACAAAAUGGUAACAAUAGUAGUCGCCCUGGCAGAGAUCUAGAUGGCUAUUCCGUAGCUCUCAGAAUGGCAAUGUAUUCUGCACAUUUAAUUCGAGACCAUCCUGACCGCUUGUCAAAGGAUGCUCUUGUCGAGAUUAUAUAUCUCAUGUGCUUGACUGUGGAACUUGCUAAUGACCAGCUCGAUCUACUAGAGAAUAACAAGCUUUUCGUGUUAUCGUCGGAAGAAGCUAUUUCUGGCGUGCGCGAUUUUGUGGACCGGAUAUAUCAAGAUUCAUGGUCAUUCAUCGUACUACACUCGAAAGCUUGGCAAGAUGGUUUUGAGUCAGGGUCACCCCUUGAAUUUUCGGGUGUUGUUCACAUCCUUAUUUCAAAGCUGAUAAAUGCUUCCUGUGGCGAUACAUCUACGUCUUUCUACUCGGCUCGUGUGUUGAGCCAUCUACUACCCAAACUUGUUGAACAACACGGAUGGCAAGUUGGAGGCGAAGAAUGGAUCUCCAGCCUUGAAAUUCUCAAAUCCUCUACAUCGAACAUUCUUGGGGCUGUUGCCAUCUUGACAGGGCUUCAUGAGACCCUCAGUACUAGCCAGCUUGUCAGCAACCUUUGCAACCGGAUCAUUAGUGAUGUUGCUAGUGCCGAUGCCCAAUCUGAAAAAACUCUCGGUCGACUUGUUCUCCUGAAUGCAACAUUAUCCGUGUACAACAAUGAUGAUCUUCCUGUGGCACAAAAUCGAUUAGUGUUUGCGGUCAAGCAAAUUCUUUCAUGGGCCCCAGAAAUUUCAGACACUAAUUAUCAGCUCUCUUCUGAGUCUUGUCUUGCUCUACAAAAGUUGCUCCCGGCGAUUAAAUCUGUCUACGGAUCGUACUGGGAGAAGACCCUCGAGUUCUGCAUCAAAAUUUGGGAAUCAAUGGAAAAUGAAGAUCACCAGGACCAAAAGCUCCCCAUGAUGGGGAUGUCUUUGAAACUGUUCUCAAAUUUACAAAGCUUACAAGAUGCUAAUGAUGACCUUGAGGAUGCCCGAGCUCAAUAUGGAGAGACUGCAUCUCAUUGUUUGAUCAAGCUCACCAAGUUAUCCAGAUCUAAAUCAACGCAACCAGUCGAGUUUGUUGAUAAUAUUUUGUCGCGGCUAGUAAUUAAUAUACCUUCAAGUCAUAUUGAUGACAUCUCCGAGUUCUACCCUUUGGUAGCUUCAGAGAAUAGGAUGGUUCAAUCUGCAGCAUUUAGUGUUCUUCAUCGGGCCAUACCUGCAGAGCAAGAGGAAAUCUCGGUCAACGCCCUUCUUGAAAAGAAAGAUGCGCAAUUGCCAGAAGAAUUACUAUCUCUUCUCUUAGACGCACCAUCUAUUCGCAACUUUGAUGACGAAGAGCUUGCAGAAUUUCCUCCUUCGAUUCGUAGCUAUUUACUUUCGUGGCAUUUGGUUUAUGAUGCGUUUAGCACAGCGUCUUGGAAAGUGCGCAAAGACUAUUGCAAUCACCUUCAGUCAGAAAACUGCCUUGGAUCAUUUUUAACGUUUUUGUUCGAUGUGCUAGGCCAUUCAGAUGGUACGCCUCUCAACCUUGAAAAAGCACAUUUUGAUGAAUCAUAUAUUCGCGCAUACGAUACAUCACUAGCAGACAGUGAAACAAAUGAGCGAAACUUCCAAUGGCUUCUCAUUCAUCUAUAUCAUUUAUGUCUUAGACACACUGGUGAUCUUGCAAAGGCUUGGUUUUCUGACUGUCAAUCCAAACAGACCCGACAAGCAGUUGAGACAUGGACAGAAAAAUACUUCACUCCACUUCUGAUCUCUGACAAACUUGAUGAGAUCGAGGAAUGGGCAGCUUCGAAGGAGGCCAAAGAAGGAGGCGAGAAAGAGCUCGAAAUUAAAACAUCGAAGAGCGCACGUUCCAUCUUUGCCAGCUACGAAAUCGAUGAUACUAGCAUACAAAUUGCCAUUCGAUUUCCACCCAACUAUCCUUUCUACAACGUCAAAGUCGAGGGUAUCAAUCGUGUUGCCGUACCAGAAAAGAAAUGGAGAAGUUGGCUACUCAUCGUUCAGGGUGCUAUCACAUUCUCAAACGGUAGUCUGAUCGAUGGAUUGACUACUUUCCGUCGUAAUGUCGAGGGUAGUCUUAAAGGACACACCGAAUGUGCUAUCUGUUACAGCAUCAUAUCGAGCGACAAGAAAACGCCGGAUAAGAAGUGUGGAACUUGCACACAACCCCACCAACAGCCAACAGCCAACAGCCAACCAACCAACUUUCUCCCGCGCGGGAAAGGCCGUGCACCAGCCAGGCAUAAGGGAAGCACCCUGGAACACCCUGACACUCCUCCAUCCAGCUCGGGAAACCUCGGGGUUAGCAUCCAUAGUGGAUCCCCUAAUCGUAUUACCCCGCAACCAAAGUGCAUGAAUGGUGGUGGACAUACCCGCAUGCUACCUAUACCGAGCCAUACUCAGCCUUUGAGCUAUCCUGUUCUUGAUCGUAUCGUAUUGAUUGAGGUAGAUGGUUGGCACAAUGCACAAGGGUUAUUGUCGAACCGAGGUCCGCACAAUCAAACACGAGCAUUUCGAAUGGGUUAUUGGUCUUCAUACCUUGAUCAUGGAUUUGAAAAAGAGCUCAAUCGCCGUCAGCGACUCUUAAAACAGAAAUAUGUUGAGGCCAAAAGCAUUAAGCGUGAUGAGCGCGUUCCGGAUUACAAACGUGCCAUGCAUAACUUCAUGCGCAGCAAAACAAUCUAUUUUUCUCCUGCUCGCUCCAAGUACACAUUCAAAGCCGAUGUUGAAGGCACGGAUAGUGGUGUGGAAUCAAUCCGAUUAUCGCAAGCUGACGAAGCAUACUGGAGAAAUCUGAAGUCAAAAAACCAGUUGGAUAAUGAAUUCGAGCUGGAAAAUGAGAACUACCAGAUAGACCCGAUCACAAAUCGAAAGGUGUUCAAAAAUGAACAGGCUGUAAACAUUCCCGUAACGAAGUUCAGGGGAUAUCGUCAGCGAUUUCAAAACUUAGUCCCGCCAGAUGAUGCCACUCAAGCUGAUAUUGAUGCCUAUAACAAACCAUUCAUGUACAAUGAACCUGAUGGGAAAUUUCCCGAGAAACCUGACUCUGUACGAGAAUCUCUCAAGGAAUACGAUAGUAAAGGAUACAAGGCAUAUUUUCAUAACGAACCGGACGGACAACCGCCUCAAAAGGCAGAUCCAGUACAAGAAGGACUCAAGGAUUACGACAGUUGUACAUCUUAUAACGCUUUUCGAUAUAGAGAGCCUGAUGGAAAGCUGCCAGAGCAACCAGAUUGUGUUCAGGAAUCAUUGAAAGAUUAUGAUUCACACACAACUUAUGGGUUUUUCCGUCACAAUGAACCCGAUGGAAAGUUGCCCGAAAAGCCAGAUUCGGUUCGAGAAAGUUUGAAAGAUUAUGAAGCGGAUACUUCUUAUGGAUCAUUUCGAUAUAAUGAGCCUGACGGAAAAUUUCCAGAGAAGCCAGAUGCAGUACAAGAGUCGUUGAAGGAAUAUGAUACAAGCAAUUCAUAUGGAUCCUUUCGAUAUAAUGAGCCCGAUGGAAAACUCCCCGAGAAGCCAGAUGCAGUUCGAGAAAGUUUGAAAGAUUAUGAUGCCGACACUUCUUAUGGAUCGUUUCGUUAUAAUGAGCCCGAUGGAAAGUUUCCUGAGAGCCCUGAUCAGACACGCGAAGCAUUGAAGGAGUAUGAUCAGAAGCAAGCAAAAAUCACCCAACAUCCUGGUUCCGAGUCCAAGAUUCCUGGCACGAGCUCGUCGGAAAAAAAUGUGGAAUCAAAAACUUCGCUAUCCUCAAAAUUUUCGCACAAAUACCCCGAGCCAGAUACGAGAGAAGAUCUUGACCUGCUUCGAGCAAGUGACAUUCGCGCUGCUUCGGGUAUCAUCAAGAGUACAAAGAAAGAAACUCUUGAAGAGAAGUCCACUAAGAGAGAGCAAUUGGAAAAAGCUUUCGAGGAAGCGCAUCAAAAUGUAAUUAAGGAAGGUUCUGAGACCCUUAACCAAAAGGAUCAUAAGAAUGCAGGACAAGUCGAGAAACGAAAAGUCACAGGAAACUUUGUUCGGGAUUUUCCAGAAGAAUUUGAAAAAUCUUGGUCACAACAAAAAGACGGCACAGGAGAAUUGAUGCCAACAGUGUCUGAAGAUGCUUGGGGCUAUGACAAGUCACCCAAGGGACUAGAGCUUUCUUAUUCAACGGAGGUCAAGCAAUCUGUUCAAAAGGCUGAGAAGGAAUAUAUUGAAGGUCUUGGCGUGAAAGAAGCAUUUUCUCGAAACCCAAACACACCAAGACUUCAAACAUCCUUGGAUCGAUCUGCGACAAAGCCAAAAUCUCUUCAACCUAAUUUGGCCAAACCAAUAGCAGAAACUGAUCCGUACUCGAAGGUACCUCAAGGCUUAGAGACGUCAUAUAAAGAGGAAUGCGCAAACCAAGGCGAAGGAGAUUUAUCGGUAUAUGUUUCAUCUUAUGGAAAGCCCAGAAAACAAUCUAGUAAGGACAAAGAUCUAGUUCGCGAAAUCCGAGGAAUCUAUGAAGAUAAUUAUGGAAAAAUUGGCUCCAAACAUCGCCAAGUACCUAUAAAUGAUGCACCAGCGGCAAGUUCGCCCGGAGAAAAGCCCGCGUCGGGCCCUGAGCCAACCACUUAUAAGGUUUUGGCUUAUGAUUCGACAAUGCAGUCUAUUAACAUCGCUGAAACAACAUCUAUUGUGACUGAUACAGCAUCAGCUUUGACUCCUGCAGAGGUUCUUCUUCGAUUGUCUAAUCCUGCAAAGUUCUUUCCACAUUUCCAACCAUUGCAGGCUGAGGGUUAUGAGAUUGUAUCCGGAAGUGGAGAUGUUCUUGUAUUCCGCAAAGUACGACCAGUAAGACGCUCGUCCUCGCAGGCCGAUCUGAAGAAUAAUACAACAAAUCCGAUAGAUGGUAUGCAGGUGGCAACAGCGCGAUUCGCCAGUCCUACAGGUUUCGUGAAUCAUGAUUUACCAGAAUCAGCAGAACCAUCAUUCAAAUCAAACAUUGACGUUCGACGCGAAGAACCAGUAUUCAGUGGUAAAUCUUCCUGGAAGGAUCACUCGGAAAUUAAGAGCAAGAAGUCUGGCAAGGCAAAGAGAGUAUUAUUAGGCGGUGCCAUUGUCGGCAGUGGAUGCUAUGCGAUUGGCGUGGUAACAGAGUUCUUCAGAACUGGAGGCGUGGAUGGAAAGGGUCCGCAGGGAUUUUGA
Botrytis fragariae is the source of this 7770-nucleotide messenger RNA. RefSeq names its product putative c3hc4 type (ring finger) zinc finger containing protein. The record is from RefSeq and is a predicted model, not a curated record. Lineage: Eukaryota; Fungi; Ascomycota; Leotiomycetes; Helotiales; Sclerotiniaceae. Gene Ontology annotation, molecular function: ribosomal large subunit binding; ubiquitin protein ligase activity. Gene Ontology annotation, cellular component: cytosol; RQC complex. Bases 1 to 7770 code for a protein of 2589 amino acids. Gene Ontology annotation, biological process: rescue of stalled cytosolic ribosome; ribosome-associated ubiquitin-dependent protein catabolic process. The transcript has 6 exons.